GAAAAAAAGCUUCAAACUGAUUAAGCGAUUAACAAAAUAGUUAUCGAUUCAUUUAACACCGGCACCACGGCUUGCCAGUAGGGGGUGCUAUUAUACCGCAAAUGGUGAUGUUCAACAGGUUGCAUGAGAGAAGCCUCCCCAGGAUGGUAGGGGAAGGCAGCGCCUUCUUCUCCUCUGAUUGGCUGGAAGGGUUUUCCUCCGAUUGGUUAUUGAAUUAUCAGCUCACGUUUUGAUCAUCUUUACAACUUAAGUCAACUUAAGUUAACUUAAGUCAGUCCAACAGACAACAGUAGUAAGUUAAAAAGAUCAAUGAUUCUUCUUCUUAUUAUUAUCAUUAUAAUAACAGUGUGAUAAGUGCGUGUGUUUCUGUCUGUGCGUAGCGACAAUGCAUGCGUUAUUGCGUAUGUAACCAAGCACGUGAUCAACCGUUAAAAUCAAAUGAAACGACUGCCUCUCAGGGUGUUACCCAAGAAAAGUAACCUGUGUGUAUCCUGUGAACACAAAGAGCACUAUGUGAUCUGUGUGUGUGUAUCUUUCACUUUCAUGUUCUCCUGUGAUUGUGAUUAUGUUUCCCAUGAUGCCUCAUGACUAGUAAAGUCCAUGAGUCACUUGUUGUUGUUGCCUGCUGUGAUUCAGGAAGUGAACAACUGUGAAGUAUGUUUCAGUUUAGAUCAGACGUCAGUGUGUGUGUGUGUGUGUGUGUGGUGUCAUGGACCUGCUGCUGCUGCUGCUGCUCCCUCUGCUCCCUCUGCAAACUCUACAGGAAGCUGCUCUGCGGUUUGCUGUGCUGGCUGACUGGGGGGGCCUCCCUCUCCCUCCUUACUACACUCCCCAUGAGAAGGCUGUCGCUGCAGAGGUGGACACACUGGCCCACACUGAAGGACUGGACUUUGUCCUCAGUCUGGGAGAUCACUUCUACUUCAGUGGUGUGGACAACGUGGAGGACACUCGCUUUAAGCACACAUUUGAAAAGGUCUUUUUUCAGCCCUCUCUGCUGCACAUCCCGUGGUAUUUGGUCGGAGGAAACCACGACCACAAGGGCAACAUCUCAGCUCAGAUAGCUUACUCGAACAUUUCCCACCGAUGGAAUUACCCCGCUCUCUAUUACGACCUCCACUUCACUGUCCCACGCACAAACGUGUCAGUGAGUGUCUUGAUGAUCGACACGGUGGUGCUCUGUGGAAACACCUACGACCAAACCCAACCUUCCGGAGCAGAAGACCGACAAGCGGCAGACCAGCAGUGGAACUGGAUCAGGUCCAAACUGGCCAGCAGCAGCAGGUCAGACUACGUGCUGGUGGCUGGUCACUAUCCUGUGUGGUCUAUUGGACAUCAUGGACCAACGUCUUGUCUGGUGAAAAGACUGAGACCUCUGCUGAAGAAAUACAGAGUCACUGUGUACCUGAGUGGCCACGACCACAAUCAACAGUUUAUCAGAGAGGAUGAUGGGAGCUCAUAUGUAGUCAGUGGGAGUGGCGUCGUCAGUGACACGGUCACCACUCACAGGGACAGUGUUCCCUCCUCCUGGCAGCUCUACUCCAGUCCUGUCAAUCACACAGUAGGAGCCGUGGCUUACGUCCGCGUCACUGAGCAGAAGAUGACGGUCAAUUUCCUGCAGACAAACGGGAAAUGUGCGUUCCUGGCAGAAAUACCAAAGAAUAGAUUGUAACUUGGAAUUGUAACGUAUGAGCUCAUCUUCACCUAUACAGAGCUGUCGUCAUAUGUGUCUAUGCUCUAGUCGAGGCUUUUGCGACUUCUUCUGAACAACAUCUACAGUUACACACACCUGUGUCGUCUGACUCACAACUCUCUUUGUCCUUCACUGAACAUCUAGCAAAGAAAUGUGAAUUCACCUUCAGCUGAGUGUACACGCUGAAGUCCUGAUUCUCUUCACACGCAGGACUACACGUCACAUGUAUUAUACUGUAAUUAUAGGGCAUUUUGAUUUUAGACACAGAUAAGACAAUUAAGUUUUUAAUAAAGAUGGUUCCAUUCUUUUUGAA
This is a messenger RNA of Solea senegalensis (Senegalese sole), 2003 nucleotides long. RefSeq names its product acid phosphatase 5b, tartrate resistant (gene acp5b). The record is from RefSeq and is a predicted model, not a curated record. The transcript has 6 exons. Gene Ontology annotation, biological process: bone resorption. NCBI's taxonomy places the organism in Eukaryota, Metazoa, Chordata, Actinopteri, Pleuronectiformes, Soleidae. The coding region runs from base 710 to 1669 and encodes 319 amino acids. Gene Ontology annotation, molecular function: ferric iron binding; acid phosphatase activity; ferrous iron binding.